Messenger RNA from Cajanus cajan (pigeon pea), 1880 nucleotides. Its product is annotated as Cysteinyl-tRNA synthetase, class Ia family protein. Gene Ontology annotation, molecular function: cysteine-tRNA ligase activity; ATP binding. Gene Ontology annotation, cellular component: cytoplasm. Gene Ontology annotation, biological process: cysteinyl-tRNA aminoacylation. The record is from RefSeq and is a predicted model, not a curated record. NCBI's taxonomy places the organism in Eukaryota, Viridiplantae, Streptophyta, Magnoliopsida, Fabales, Fabaceae.
GUGGUACGCUGAUAAACGAUAACAUUAGAGUGCGAAUCCGGUGAUGUUCAUUGUGAGGGCGAAAAGAGAGAGAAGGUGCAAAUGGGUACCCUGUCUCUUCUCAAGUGCUACAGACCCUUUUUCUCUGCGGUUUUCCCUCCCACACCCCGCGCUUCCACCUUCACCAGGAAAAACCUCUCUUCCUUCUGCGCCGGCUCUUCUCCGCCCUUGACGACGGAGAACAAAUCCCACGCCGACGCUCUGCCCUUCAAGAGUCCAUCGCCAGAGGUGUGGCUGCACAACACCAUGAGUAAAACGAAGCAACUGUUCAAACCCAAAGUUGAAUCCAAAGUGGGAAUGUACGUGUGCGGCGUCACCGCUUAUGAUCUCAGCCAUAUUGGACAUGCUCGCGUAUACAUCAACUUCGACCUUCUUUACAGAUACUUUAACCAUUUGGGAUUUCAAGUCUGUUAUGUUCGCAAUUUUACUGAUGUAGAUGACAAGAUAAUUGCUAGAGCAACGGAGUUAGGAGAAGAUCCAAUUAGUUUGAGCCGGCGCUAUUGUGAAGAGUUCUGUCAGGACAUGGCAACUCUUAAUUGUCUGCCUCCCACUGUGGAACCAAAAGUCUCAGAGCACAUGCCCCAAAUCAUUGAUAUGAUUGAGAAGAUUCUUAAUAAUGGGUAUGCCUACGUUGUUGAAGGGGAUGUAUACUUUAAUGUAGAAAAAUUUCCAGAAUAUGGGAAACUAUCUAGUAGAGAUCUAGAAGAUAAUCGAGCUGGUGAGAGGGUUGCAGUUGAUUCAAGGAAGAAAAAUCCUGCUGAUUUUGCUCUUUGGAAGUCUGCAAAACCUGGGGAGCCAUUUUGGGAGAGUCCUUGGGGUCCUGGAAGACCUGGGUGGCAUAUUGAAUGCAGUGCCAUGAGUGCCACUUAUCUUGGUUACUCUUUUGACAUCCACGGUGGAGGAAUCGACCUUGUGUUUCCUCACCAUGAGAAUGAAAUUGCUCAGAGUUGUGCUGCUUGUAAGAAAAGUGAUAUUAGCGUAUGGAUGCACAAUGGUUUUGUCACCAUCGACUCUGUGAAGAUGUCGAAAUCUUUGGGAAAUUUUUUCACAAUACGUCAGGUUAUAGAUGUUUACCAUCCACUGGCUUUGAGAUAUUUUCUGAUGAGCGCUCAUUAUCGAUCUCCUAUCAACUACUCAAAUAUACAGCUUGAAAGUGCUUCAGACCGUGUUUUUUAUGUAUAUGAGACAUUACAUGAAUGUGAAAGCUUUUUGAAUCAGCAUGAUCAGACAAAUAGGAAGGAUUCUGUCCCACCAGAUACUUUGAAUAUUAUUAAUAAGUUCCAUGAUGUUUUUCUGACCUCAAUGUCGGAUGAUCUUCACACUCCAGUUGUAUUGGCUGGAAUGUCUGAUCCAUUAAAAUCAAUUAAUGAUUUGCUGCAUACCCGUAAGGGGAAAAAACAACAAUUUCGAAUAGAAUCACUUGCAGCUUUGGAGAAGAGCAUCAGGGAUGUCCUUAUUGUUUUAGGACUUAUGCCUGCAAGUUACUCCGAGGUUUUACAGCAGCUGAAGGAAAAAGCUUUAAUGCGUGCAAACUUGACAGAAGACGAAGUGUUGCAGAAAAUUGAAGAAAGGGCUGCUGCCAGAAUACAAAAGGAGUAUGCUAAAUCGGAUGCAAUAAGGAAGGAUAUGGCUGUUCUUGGUAUUACUCUUAUGGACAGUCCAAAUGGCACAACUUGGAGACCUACCAUUCCUCUUCCGCUUCAAGAGCACCAGAUUGAUUGAUUCAACAUCUCCAAAGAAAUUUAGUUAUGAUUUGCUCAAUAUGAUUAUUGAUUCUUGAUGCUUUAGAUAUUAGAAUAAUUUUGAUAAUUUAUAUUUGAGAAUACUAUUUUAAAAAUGAA